Molecule: messenger RNA, 2187 nt
Organism: Talaromyces atroroseus
Lineage: Eukaryota; Fungi; Ascomycota; Eurotiomycetes; Eurotiales; Trichocomaceae
Exons: 3
Coding region: 1-2187 (728 amino acids)
Molecular function (GO): protein binding
Source: RefSeq, a predicted model, not a curated record
AUGGCAACAGCAAAUAAUGCCGGCUACUCGCCUCGGCGUAAUGUAGCCAAAGGUCCAAUUCUUCGAAGGGCCCCGGGGUCCCGCCCCUUUUCAAAUACGACAGAGAUUUUUGACACUGACUUCGAGUCCGAUGAGUCUGACUUUGAAGAAGGCUUCUAUGACUCUUCACGAUGGAGCGCCGCAUCGCUGGCAGAUAGUAUGACCACUGUCUCUACGUCGAGAGAUGUCCAAACUCCGGAUACCGGGGCAUUGUCGGGAUUCCACUUUCAUGUUGAUGAUCAACCAGUAUUAGGACCAAAAGGUCCUCAUCUUUUUCGGUCUUCCAUGAGCUCGGACAAGUUGACAUCUACUACCUACGAAGCCGACUUUAUCCUUGCAAAAACACCUACAACAUCUUCAUUUGACAAUGUACCAUGGAACCUUGAGAUAGAACACUCUCCUGUACCCAAUCAUCAGACCCUUGCAGACCCCCCACAGACACGUCUCAAGUCUAUCAAUGCUACCGUAUCCGCAAUGGAUGAGACCGAGGUAAGGUCUUGGUCCCCGUCAGAUGUGGUUCAGUGGAUGCGAGAAGCCGGGUUUGAUGACUCGGUUGUCGACAAAUUUCUCAUCAACGACAUCUCAGGGGCCAUUCUCCUGGAUCUCCAGCCGGAAGACUUGAAAGAGCUCGACAUUCGAUCUUUUGGAAAACGUCGUAAUCUCAUGAACUCCAUCCAGCACCUGCGAGACGGUUUCCUGGUUCCACAGACGCCUUUUACGAAUGCACCGUCAAGUCAGAACACGGCUCCCUUGGACUACCAUUCAUCGAGUGACUCGUCCUCUACAACUACCAAAGAAGAUGACAGUAGUGACCUCCCCCAAAGUGACCCCCAUUGUCCACCCCACAUGAAGCAAGUAGGCUCCACUCAAGAUUUUGUUCCCGAUAAUGUGGCAUCAAUAGUGGCUAUAGAGCAGGUUUUACCUAGGCCACACCAUUGCUCCAAAGGAAGAAACUGCCGUAAAUGGCAAAGACAACAGUCAAAGAUCGCACGACUCGCCAAGGACUUGCCAAUUGACAUGGCGGCUACUAAGCAUUUCUACGAUCCUCAGUCUGCUCAAUACCCCCAAACCGCUGAAUACCCUUCAACUGCUCAAUACCCUCAGUCUGCUCAAUACCCCCAAACUGCUCAAUACCCUCAAACUGCUCAAUACCCUCAAACUGCUCAAUACCCUCAAUAUCCGCUAUACGCUCAAUACGACCACCAACCUCCAUUAACAGCAAAGAGCCUACCUAAUAUGGAGCUAAUGGCGGUUCCCUCGAUCGCUGCAUCCUCAGAUGCGCUCGGACCGGAGCAAACGCCCAAUUUCUAUUUAUCGGAUCUAAAACUGAAUGAACUCAAUCUCCAUGACCCGCAAGAGAAUGUUCGUCAGUAUCUGUAUUCUGAGAUAGAGCCAUCCAAUGAUACUACUGAAUACCCACUGACCAUCAUACCGGAUUGCCCCAUUGAAAGAGAGGCUUCCCAAUCUGUUCCUCCAAACAUGAAUUUUGGGCACAAUCACCGUAUGAUGCCUGAUCCAAUUGCUCGUCCAGCAUCCACAACCAGCGGAAACAACCGCCAGAAGUAUUCUAGCAUCAGUUCCAGUAUUCAAACAUUGGAAACUGUCGAUGAGAUCGUGCAACCGAUUGAUACGCUAGAGGAUCUGAAUGCUAGCCAAAUUGGACCUUCGGGUGAUAUUACUCACAGCGGCUGGAUGAAAAAACGCAAGAGGACGCGGCUUCUGAAACAUGAGUGGGAACCUCAUCACUUCACACUCAAGGGCACGCGAUUAGCUAUGUUCGAAGAUGAAGAGGCUUCCCGCCGUGAAUCCAAAGCACUGGAGCACAUUGAUGUUGAUGACUACGCAGUUGCUUGUUCCUCACUUGCAUCUCGCUCAAAAUUGGCUUCUGCUUUUAAGGAGACAGUGUUCAAGCGGAAAAAUACCACUCAAGAUGAUACCGCCUUCGCCUUCUCCUUGCUACCAGCUUCAAAGGAUGGAAAUACUAGUGAGAAGAAAAAUUUCUUUGCUAACAAUGGCAAGUCCCAUCACUUUGCUGUCAAUACCUGUGACGAGCGUAUCGAUUGGAUGCGCGAGUUGAUGUUGGCCAAAGCUUUGAAAAGAGAAAAAGAAAAUGGCAAUUCAAUCCAUGUCAAUGGGAACUUCUUCUAA